Trichoderma atroviride IMI 206040 is the source of this 1330-nucleotide messenger RNA. RefSeq lists its product as uncharacterized. The record is from RefSeq and is a predicted model, not a curated record. Gene Ontology annotation, molecular function: protein binding. NCBI's taxonomy places the organism in Eukaryota, Fungi, Ascomycota, Sordariomycetes, Hypocreales, Hypocreaceae.
CAUUUCUGUACAACUCUCUCUUUUGACCAUUUUUGAUCUUGCUCGCAGCUUUUAUUCACUUGCUUCUCUCAUUUUAAUCUGCAAUCGUCUAUACCCAACUCGCUCUUUCAGCUAAUCAUUCGCUCCAUCAUUUUGUAAUAUCACACAACAUUCUUUCAUCUCGGCGAUACUCAACAUCAUUAUACAUACUUAAUAUCACCCACACCCAACAAUUCUCAACCAUGACAUCUCAAUCUAACGACAUCAUUGCCUGGCUCGUUCCAACGGCCCAUCAUUCCUUGGCCGACAAAUCUAUACACAUACCCGAAAACGCCUUUCGUAUCACCUCCACAACUUCAAACUCAUAUCUCUCAUCUCGCCUCUCCAACCUCACAAACCACAGCUCGGACAGGGCCAUCCAACUCACCUUCUCACAGCCGCCUAAACGUCCAGGCAGCUUCAUCCUCGGCACAGACCCGAGGACCUGCGACAUCAUCCUCCCACGAGUGGAGGGAAUAUCGAAACAGCACUGCGCAAUAAGCUUCGAUGCGCAAUCAAGACUCGUGUUGAGCGACUUCUCGGCACAAGGAACACAAGUAUGGUACGACUGGGAAAGCAACGGCGAUAGAACGGACUAUUCAUGGCUUCUGAGCAGCGGGUGCUCUGGAGAGUUCCCUAGCAUGGUGCAGCGCACUCUUGUGGAUAUCCAAGGAAUUCGAUUCCAAGUCGUCGUAAAUGAUCGCUCUGAAGACUGGGACAGCUUUCGAGAACAAGUCGACCAGUUCUGCGAGCAGCCUAGCUGGGAAGAUGCCACAUACUGGGCUGACUCCUCAUCGUUACUAGCUUCAGAAAUGUCUGCAUUCCAGCAUAUUUUUGUGAAGAACACCACAAAUGAACCCGCCGAAGAGCUAUAUCUUUGGAACUUGGAACGACCAUGGGAACCCAUGGUUAAGGCAUCGGCAUAAAGCAAACUUUUAGGAACAGACAUGGAUUGUUCAUCUCUCAAACAUGAUUAGCAUGUUCGACUCUUAAUGGAAUAAUUCUUUCUUCCUAUUAAUUCUUAAAUCAUGAUCGCUCAAUAAUAUUGUGACAAGCCCCCUCAGAGGAGGGUAUCAUACAAACUCCAAAAACAUGCCCCCGUGACCUAGUUUGCCUCCUCUACAACCAAACAAUGUCUCAGUCUGUAAAUCUCACAAGUUGCUCGGGAGCCGCCACUGGUUCCUCAGCCGGUUGCUCCGCCUCGUCCAUAAACCGUGUCAUGGCAAACUCCGGUGCUCUUCUUCGGUGGGCGUUGCGGCCCUUGUUUCCUUUUCUCAUGGCAGCCGUGGCUGCUUCCUCUCUAACAAGUGCC